Messenger RNA from Phaeodactylum tricornutum CCAP 1055/1, 1122 nucleotides. RefSeq lists its product with no specific name. NCBI's taxonomy places the organism in Eukaryota, Bacillariophyta, Bacillariophyceae, Surirellales, Neidiaceae. The coding region runs from base 1 to 1122 and encodes 373 amino acids. The transcript has a single exon. The record is from RefSeq and is a predicted model, not a curated record.
AUGGUCUCGCUUUCAAAGAGACGUACCGAAAAACCAAAAGGCUAUAGACCGUAUGCUCUAUUGGGAAUUGGUGUGGUUGCUACGGUGGGAGUCGGAAGCAUUAUUCAAAUAUCUGUUCCCGACGAUAUUUUGAGCACUCUGCCGGAAGUAAAGGAGUACAAGCCAACAACGCAGGCACUAGGACGUACAGCUAGUAAACAUCCAGGCUCUACGUUCUAUCAAUAUCCAAAGAACACUGCGGCGUUUGUGCCAUCGUCGACGUGCCAGGACGGACUACCGGAAACAGAUCCGACACCGUUCAUGUCCCUGGACGACGUUCAACAAGUGGUGACGAAAUAUGAGCACGAAGAGUACGCGCUCGAAAGGAAAAGGAAUUUUGACUCGAUUGGAAAGCUUCUCUACCAAUUCGCACUCGAAAAGAACCAAAUGCUACUGACGGUUCAAAUUGGAGGGAUGGAUGGCAAAACCAGCGACCCAAUGUAUCGAAUGUUUGUGCGCAGAAACAACAAUAAAUUUUUGAACCACUGGCUGCCGGUAAUUGUGGAGCCGGUCCCAGCUAACUUUGAUGCCUUGACUGAGACUUACUCAGACGUAAUCUCUACCCGAAAGCUGAAGUGCCGCGUCUUGUCGAACUGGGCGGCCUCGUAUUUGGGUGACUCGAAAUGCAAAUUUUGUCAAUUUGACGUAUCGGAAACAGCGCACCCUGAUUGCAACAAACGCGAGAAGUGGGCACGGAAGCAGUUGGGUACUUUAGGUUGUGACUAUAGUCGCGUGUUCUUCGGAGCAGAUUUUGACAAAUGCAUCAUACAAGACGAGAUCCCUUGCGGUACAAUUGCGGAAUUGCUACGUGACAAGCAACUCCCAGAUGAUGCUCCCAUUGCAAUGUUACAGAUAGACGUUGAAGGUUACGAACAUGUCAUAAUACCGUCACUCUUCGACGAAUUGCCUGAGUCCGCCCUACCGCCUGUCAUUCAUUUUGAGCACAAAGUGAUGCGCGCGAAAGACGAACUCAACGGGACAAAACGCGCCAUAGAAAUCAACAAGCUGCUGCGCCUACACGGAUACAUUUUGUUUGACGAAGGUGACAACAUGUUGGCCAUACGAGUCGCUUCCAGAGAGUAA